AUGAGUAUUGGCAUUAGCUUAGAGGGAAUAGCUGCGUUCAUUUUCCGGACAACAGGGGACAUACUCCACGUUCUGUCCAUGCUUGUUCUGAUUGUCAAGAUGAAAAGAACAAGAUCGUGUUCAGGAAUCUCGUUAAAGUCACAAAUACUGUAUCUAACAGUGUAUGUUUGGAGGUAUUUAGAUAUCAUCUUCUUCCUUCUCUAUCCGAGACAGUUAUUUUCGUCCAACAGAAUGAUCUACAACGGAAUCAUGAAAAUACUGUUUACUACCCUGCAGUCGCACAUCAUCUACAAGAUGGUCCACCACUAUUUCUACUCCUACGACAAUGAGUACGAUGACACUCCCAUCACCUACAUAAUUGCCUUUGCAUUUAUCAGUGGAGGGUUUUUGUUCACAAAACCGCUAACGAAUGAGUACAGAUUCAUAAGAAUGGGGCUUGACUGGCUCUGGGCAUCGUCUGUUGUGCUCGAGUCUAUUUCCAUUCUUCCGCAGCUGGUUCUUCUGCACAAGGCAGGCGAGGGAGAAACACUUACCAUCCACUAUGUGCUCUUCUUGGGUAUGUACAGGUUCUUGUACAUGCUAUCCUGGAUAGUCAACUGGCUCAUAGUAGGAAAAGUCAAAAGCCAUCUGCUCCUCUGGGGAUCUGUGCUGCAGACUUUAUUAUACAGCGAGCUGUUUAUAGUGUAUACAAAGUCUUUCUUGACCAAGGGAAAAAGAUUGAAAGUAAAGCCAAGACAGUUUUUAAGAGACGCGCUCUCAUGGGGCGAAUAG
Messenger RNA from Nematocida minor, 771 nucleotides. RefSeq names its product ER lumen protein retaining receptor. The record is from RefSeq and is a predicted model, not a curated record. NCBI's taxonomy places the organism in Eukaryota, Fungi, Microsporidia. Gene Ontology annotation, biological process: protein retention in ER lumen; endoplasmic reticulum to Golgi vesicle-mediated transport. Gene Ontology annotation, cellular component: cis-Golgi network; endoplasmic reticulum; membrane. The transcript has a single exon. The coding region runs from base 1 to 771 and encodes 256 amino acids. Gene Ontology annotation, molecular function: ER lumen protein retrieval receptor activity.